Protomyces lactucae-debilis is the source of this 1430-nucleotide messenger RNA. Its product is annotated as ferric reductase NAD binding domain-containing protein. The transcript has a single exon. Gene Ontology annotation, biological process: copper ion import; intracellular iron ion homeostasis; iron ion transport. The record is from RefSeq and is a predicted model, not a curated record. Gene Ontology annotation, cellular component: plasma membrane. Lineage: Eukaryota; Fungi; Ascomycota; Taphrinomycetes; Taphrinales; Protomycetaceae. Gene Ontology annotation, molecular function: ferric-chelate reductase activity. Bases 54 to 1373 code for a protein of 439 amino acids.
UCGCCACAUCACAUGAGCGCAUCAAUGUGUUUCAUCGCUAUGUGUCCCUCUGUAUGCUCAUGACGACAACAAUGCACAUGGGCUACUUCCUGCGAGAGUGGCUGUACUACGAUGUUUGGGCGAGUCAGUGGGAACUCCUGGGCCAAGCCGUGCUCAUCUGGGGCGUAUCUGCUUGGAGCAUCCUCAUUUUCAUCAAUGCAACCUCCAUUAGCUUUAUCCGCAAUCGUUUCUACAGCUACUGGCUCCCCGUUCACAUCACCAGCAUGGUGGCAUUAUCCAUUCUUGUUGGUCGACACGUCACACCUCCUAGCCGAUUGUGGCUAUAUGUUGUUGCUGGGCUCUUCUUCCUAGACCGAUCACUGCGUAUUGGUUCACGAUUGAAUUGUAUGCGCAGUCGAUGGACGAAUGACGGCGUCAUCAUCGAGGCCUUACCCGGUGGUGCCAUUCGAGUCACCGUCCCAAAUCAAUCACUGCCAUUCCAAAAGCCAGGGCAAUGGGCUUACCUAUCCCUCUACCAGAUUGGCAUCCAUUCGCAUCCCUUCACCAUCAACUCGCAACCAAAGUCCGGAAAACUUGUGUUCCUCCUCAGGGCCAAACAUGGCUUGACGCGUGCUCUGCAUGAUCGUACAGAUGAGCAAUUGCCACCCUCUUCUACAAUGCGAUACUCGCUCGAAGGACCGUAUGGAGGCAUGUACCUGCCGCCAGCUUGCUUUGAUACGGUGCUCCUGGUAGCAGGUGGUGUCGGUGCCAGCUUCACAAUGAGUUUGUUGACGAGUCUCAUGGUAGACCCUGGAUGUUGUCGACGUGUGCAGGUGCUUUGGAUGGUGAAGGAAGAAGCUUGUUUGAGCUGGUUCGAGGACCAAAUUGAAGAAGCAUUCCGCCAGGCGACAAAGCACUCGAUUGAGCUGGACGUACGCCUUCACAUUACAUGCGAUGCGAAGUGGUCUGCUGAGGAACGCAGCAAACUCAAGACUGGCCUUUCUACAUGCGCCUGCAAGGAAGUCAAGACGAGUGGGCUGGAUUACUUUGGUUUGAAGGGUCACUCGACCGCGAGCAGUCUCGCUUCAAACGAAAUCACACAGUACGGGUCUCUGUUGCAGUCAGCUGGGCAGUCGGAGCAAUGUUGCUGUACCCAGAAAGAGUCCAGACGUGAAGAGAUUCAGCGCGUCUGUGGACGUCCAAAUCUUCAACGUGCAAUCUUACAGCAUCUUAUGCAAGACGAGCGUCAGGGGGAGAGUGGCAUUUUCGCAUGUGGACCGAUCGCCAUGACCAGGGAGCUUCGUACUGCGGUGGUCAGGGCAAGCGAUAUGCUCGCAGUCAAGAAGGGAUCUGGUAGAGAAGCCGUCUACCUUCACGUUGAGAAUCAAGGCUAGUCAUACUCUUCCUCUAGCGAUAAUACAAUUUCUCGUCUCAACUGACCACCUGCGCUC